AUGUUUUCACCCACACGCAGUCUAGGGAGAUCAACGAUGGGCGGAACGGGGACGUGGCGGACGACCAUUACCACCGUUUCAUGGAAGACGUGGAGAUCAUGCAUGAUCUGGGUGUCAAGUGUCAACUCCUACAUACUCUCGAUCUCAUGGGCGAGACUCCUACCAAGAGGCCGGCUUGGAGGAGUUAAUUCAGCUGCCAUCGCUUUCUACGACCGCCUGAUCGCUGCGCUCCUUGAGAAAGGGAUAGAGCCGUUCGUGACGCUGCAUCACUUCGAUCUGCCGCACGAGCUGGAGACCCGGUAUGGCGGUUGGCUGGGCGCCGGAAUGAGGGAGGAGUUCGACUACUACGCGGACGUGUGA
Molecule: messenger RNA, 360 nt
Organism: Triticum turgidum subsp. durum (durum wheat)
Lineage: Eukaryota; Viridiplantae; Streptophyta; Magnoliopsida; Poales; Poaceae
Source: the annotation of a GenBank genome assembly